Psylliodes chrysocephalus is the source of this 309-nucleotide messenger RNA. The record is from the annotation of a GenBank genome assembly. Lineage: Eukaryota; Metazoa; Arthropoda; Insecta; Coleoptera; Chrysomelidae.
AUGGAUCAACAUAUUACUGAUGUAGAUUAUAACCACGCAAAAUUAGUUUGGGAAAAAUUCAAUUUGAAAACUCUUGAAGAUUAUAGCUAUUUGUACAUAAAAACCUAUAUACUUUUAUUCGCCUCAGUGUUUGAAACGUUUAGAGAUACGUGUUAUAAAACGUACGGUUUAGACCCCGUUCAUUAUUAUACAGUUCCAGGUUAUACUUGGGAUUGUAUGCUUAAAUAUACAAAAUGUGCAUUAAAAACAAUACAGGAUGUCGACAUGUUAUUAUUUUUUGAGGGUGGCAUACGAGGAGGGAUAUCUUAA